AUGCCUACUUUGAUCCCGUCGGUCUCCAUAGGAUCAGAGUCGUACUCCCGGCUUUCCCGUUCCGAACAGCAAAAGUCCCACAAGUUGGGCACGCUUUCUUGUGUUUCGCUCAUCACCAACAAGAUGAUAGGAACGGGUCUUUUCAGUACACCGUCCAUUAUUUUCAAGUACUGCAAUGGUAACGUGCCUUUGUACCUUGGGUUGUGGGUGUUGGGAGCGUUUAUUAUCUUCAGUGGGCUUCUUAUCUACUUGGAGUUUGCGCUUAAUCUUCCGUUGCAGAAUGGUGGUGAGAAGAACUACUUGCUUAGGGUGUUUAGACAGCCCAAGGGCUUAGCUGGGUGUGUUUACGCUUUCCAGAUGGUGUUUUUGGGGUUUAGUUCAGGCAAUUCGUUUGCGUUUGGAAAGUAUAUCUGGUAUGCUGUUUCAGGAGCUCAGGUUGGUGAUGACGACUGGACGUCUAAGAUAAUUGGCGUGGUUUGUAUUACCAUGUGUAUCUGGCUUCAUAUCCAGUACCCGAACCAGGCGACGUCGCUUUUCAAUUUCUUGGGGAUGUUUAAGAUCGUCAUUUUGGUGCUUAUCAUUGCAAUUGGCUCUUUGGUGGCUGUGGACGUUAUUCACGUUCCUGAAACACCUCCAAACGCCGAGAUCAUCACUUCAGGCGUGUCCAGCAACUUCUAUUCGAUAUCUGUGGCUCUUUUGGAGAUCGUGUACUCGUUUAAGGGCUGGGAGAACGCUAACUAUGUGUUGUCUGAGAUUGAAGACCCAUACCAUGUUCUUACUAUCGCUGCACCCAUGGCCGUUCUUCUUGUCACGCUUCUUUACUUCUUGGUGAUCAUCAGCUACCUUAUUGUGAUUCCAAAAGAAGAACUCUUAAACAGUGGUGUGCUUGUGGCGGGCAUUUUCUUUAAUAAGGUGUUUGGUGAGUCCGUCACAUCCACAUUGUUACCGCUCUUCAUCGCCUUGCUGACGCUUGGAAACGUCAUGGUUGUUUCAUUCGCCCAUUCUAUCGUCAACCAAGAAUUGGCCCGCAACAACUACCUCCCAUUCUCCAAGACAUUCGAGAACUUAAACUACUCGCUUAUAUUACACUGGUUCGUCACCGUGGUGAUUCUUGUGGGACCACCCAGUGCAGACGUUUACGAAUUUGUCGUCAACUUGUACAUAUACCCAGGCACAUGGAUCAACGUUGCCAUCACUGCUGGACUUGUCUACUUGAAGCUCAACGCUAAGAAAGAAAACUGGGGUAAUUUGAAGUACGUGGAAGACCUCGAGAUCGUCCAAGACGACGAAGAAACCAUACCGCCCGAGUUUCUGCCUACGGCGUCGCCUUCGAGUACGCCAGAGCUGGAAAACGCUUCAAUCCAAUCGUUCAUCCCCCAAAACCACGAAGAUGACUCUGCAUUCACCGAGUUCAACCAGCUCAUCCUGAGCCAUGCCCACCUUACCACCAAGCAUAAGUCAUUUUCCGCCUCGUGGGUCUGUGUGAUACUUUUCCUCAUCACCAACAUCUUCCUAGCAAUUUUGCCAUUUUUCCCACCGCCAAAAGGCACCGUUUCCAGUACCAUCCCAUACUGGUGCUUCCCAGUGGUAGGCACAGGCUGCCUUCUCAUUGGUGCCGUUUUCUACUUUUCCCGCCAGUACUACUACGAAAAACAAGGCUGGGUCCCUCCCGUCUACGAGGAAGAGUACCAGGAUUAA
Molecule: messenger RNA, 1698 nt
Organism: Candidozyma haemuli
Lineage: Eukaryota; Fungi; Ascomycota; Pichiomycetes; Serinales; Metschnikowiaceae
Exons: 1
Coding region: 1-1698 (565 amino acids)
Biological process (GO): amino acid transmembrane transport
Cellular component (GO): membrane
Molecular function (GO): L-amino acid transmembrane transporter activity
Source: RefSeq, a predicted model, not a curated record